UGGGCCGGAACCAAUGAGGGAGGGGGAGGACGCGUGCGGUACCCGGAGCAGCCUUGAGCAGUGCCCAGCCCUGCUUCUCCUGAGUGCUGCCUAGGAAAGUGAUAAUGAUUACAAUCAUGAACAACUCGGACAGCGAGGAGGAGCCCUGCAAUGAAAGAACAUCCCUGAUGUCUGCAGAGAGCCCUCCGGUGCCCUCCUACCAGGAUCGCCUGCAAGCCUCAGAAGCAGGGAAAUUUCAGGCACAUAGGAAGAGGCGAACAGGUGGCAGCCGCAGUCCUAACAAUGUUGCUGAUGAGGAUGUGUCUGAAGCGCGUUUUCCAGUAGGACAAAGCACUUUGGAUGAUGAAGAAGAGGAAUUGACUCUGAAAUAUGGAGCAAAGCAUGUAAUCAUGCUUUUUGUGCCUGUCACCCUUUGUAUGAUUGUUGUCGUCGCCACCAUAAAGUCAGUGCACUUCUAUACGGAGAAAAACGGGCAGCUGAUCUACACCCCUUUCAGUGAGGAUACCCCAUCUGUGGGCCAGCGUCUCUUGAACUCAGUGUUGAACACCAUCAUAAUGAUCAGCGUCAUCAUUGUAAUGACUUUGUUUCUAGUGGUGCUCUAUAAAUAUCGCUGCUACAAGUUCAUCCAUGGCUGGCUGAUCCUGUCCUCUUUGAUGCUGCUCUUCCUCUUUACCUACAUAUAUCUUGGUGAAGUACUGAAGACAUACAACGUGGCCAUGGAUUACCCAACUCUGUUCUUAAUCAUCUGGAAUUUUGGAGCUGUUGGAAUGAUUUGCAUACACUGGAAAGGUCCCUUGAAGCUCCAACAAGCAUAUCUCAUUAUGAUCAGUGCUCUAAUGGCACUGGUUUUUAUUAAAUAUCUACCUGAGUGGUCAGCAUGGGUGAUUCUAGGUGCAGUCUCCAUCUAUGAUCUGAUGGCUGUUCUUUGUCCCAAGGGGCCACUGAGAUUGCUGGUAGAAACUGCACAGGAGAGAAAUGAACCCAUUUUUCCUGCAUUAAUAUAUUCCUCUGCUAUGAUGUGGACAGUUGGAAUGGUAAAGCCAGACACAGCAGCAAGAGGACCAAGUCAGCAGAUUCAGGAUGCAGCUGAGGAUGGGAGAGAGAACCACUGGAGCCCUUCGCAUGCAGACUCUCAUGUAUCAGAGAUGAGGAAUCCUGUUCCAACCGGCCCCAUCACUUCUUUUGAGGAGCUCAAGGAGGAGGAAAGGGGUGUGAAAUUGGGCCUUGGAGACUUCAUAUUUUACAGUGUGCUUGUUGGAAAAGCAGCGGCCACAGCUAGUGGGGACUGGAAUACUACACUGGCCUGCUUUGUAGCCAUUCUCAUAGGUUUAUGCUUAACUCUUUUAUUACUGGCUGUUUUUAAGAAAGCACUGCCUGCCCUUCCCAUCUCCAUCACCUUUGGUUUGAUCUUCUACUUUUCAACAGACAACAUUGUGCGACCGUUCAUGGACACGCUGGCGUCCCACCAGCUGUAUAUUUAGAAGUGGGUGUUAGAGAUUUGUUUCAAAACUUUGCUGUGAAGUAUGGUGCACUGUUUGGAAUAAUUCAUAAAGUUCUACACUUAGUGCCAUAUAUUUGUAAGGAAAACACUAACUCUCUGAUAUUACUUUUUAGUGUAAAUCUAAUAGUAACAUAUUGAACUGAGAUUUUUCUUGGGACUCUCAGGACUCUGGUGAGAUGCCUGGCUCGUUGCCAACGUCAGGAUUGUUAUUUGUUGUGCACACUGGCUAUUUUGAGCACAGCAACCUUUAUUAGCAUGUGACACUGUAGAGGUGAAGGGUCCAAAAGCUCAGGUGUUUUAGCUUUGGAAUGUCAGACAGGUUUAACUGUAUUCUAGAACUGCUGACACUUCACGUUUCUGAAGUGUUGUGCAAACACGAGGUGCGAGGAAGUCAUACUUGCUUAGAAAAGCAUUGCAGUCAGCAUGCACAGAACAGAGCAGUGCAUUACACCUGCUUGUGACCAUUAGAGGAGUGAGGCCUCUGUGCGGAAAACUCCUGUUGAAGUUGCCACAAAUGCUGAUUUAUUCUGACCUUAGUUAGUGAGCCAUAAUGGACCUCAGAGGAUGUCAGUGAUGAGACAUACAAACUUCAGGGUUCUGGUUCUGAGCCGCAUCCACCACUGCAGCUGACAGCUGAUGAAGGCAGAGCUGCCUGUUUAGGCACGUGAGAUCCUCAGCAUGG
Messenger RNA from Calypte anna (Anna's hummingbird), 2183 nucleotides. RefSeq names its product presenilin 2 (gene PSEN2). Gene Ontology annotation, molecular function: aspartic endopeptidase activity, intramembrane cleaving. Gene Ontology annotation, cellular component: neuronal cell body; ciliary rootlet; cell cortex. Lineage: Eukaryota; Metazoa; Chordata; Aves; Apodiformes; Trochilidae. Bases 105 to 1481 code for a protein of 458 amino acids. Gene Ontology annotation, biological process: calcium ion transport; membrane protein ectodomain proteolysis; protein processing. The transcript has 11 exons. The record is from RefSeq and is a predicted model, not a curated record.